Messenger RNA from Arachis ipaensis, 966 nucleotides. RefSeq lists its product as uncharacterized. The record is from RefSeq and is a predicted model, not a curated record. NCBI's taxonomy places the organism in Eukaryota, Viridiplantae, Streptophyta, Magnoliopsida, Fabales, Fabaceae.
AUGGGCGAUGAGGUGAGAUGUUGCGCUUUUCCCGUGACCCUAGCAGGACCGGGAAUCCGAUGGUUCAACGCUCUCCCUCAAGGGUCCGUGACGACUUUCGCAGACAUAACCCGUGCCUUUCUAGCACAAUUUACCACGCGCAUUGCCAAAGCCAAGCACCCAAUUAACCUUCUAAGGGUGACCCAAAGAAGCGGCGAACCGACCAGGAAGUAUCUUGACAGGUUCAACGACGAGUGCCUAGAGAUUGACGGCCUGACUGAUUCGGAAAUCCAGAAUGUGGCGAGAGAGUACAUCAACGAUGAGGAGGUCAGCCAAGUGGUGGCGGCCAACAAACGGCAGCUCGCCCAUCUUCCAGGUCGCCAGCUCGGGAACGGGGAAAGGUCUAGGGAGCACUCCACGGAUGGAGGGCCGACUAAACCCUUCAAACCGCUCCCCCGAGUAGGAAAAUUCACGAACUACACCCCUCUGACGGCCCCAAUCGUUGAGGUGUACCAACAGAUAGCCGACAAAGGCAUCUUGGCGAAACCUCGCCAGCUCAAGGACAAAACUGGCAGAAAUAAAAAUCUCUACUGUGACUACCACAAAGGUUUUGGUCAUAAAACCCAAGAUUGCUUCGACUUGAAGGAUGCCUUGGAACAGGCAAUCCGUGAAGGCAAACUGGCGGAGUUCUCACAGUUCAUAAGAGAACCCAGAAGGCAAGAGCGCGACCGAUCUGAUGAUGACAGAAGACGUGUUGUGAAGCCAAAGCAAGAGCCCAAAGAAGACAACAACCGCGGCCUCACUAUCGUGAAUGUCGUGGUCGGAAGAGACGUGGCACCGAGAUUGAAGUCGGUAGCAAAGAAAGAUGCCAAGGUUUUGGCCGUAUCAUCAACAAAUCAUGGACCCUCCCCAAGAGAACCCCAACAAUAUCAUUCGGACCAGAGGACCAAUGGUUCCACGACAUACCGGAGAACCCUCCCAUGGUAA